GCGGGCACCUUAGUCUGCGGAGCGCGGUGGUGGCGCCGGGUUCCACGGGGAGCUGAGGCGCCCGCCGCGGCUCAGGCGGCCAGGCGAGGAGGACCAGGUACCGGCAGCAGGCCGCCGUCGCAGACCCAGUCAACAUGAAGCCCCCCGCAGCCUGUGCCGGGGAUGUCCUGGACUCUACAUCGCCAUGCUCUGUCACCAACUACCUCAGGUGGGACCUGAGCGCCCAGCAGAUUCAGGCGCUCACCAAGGAACUCAUCGAGCAGACUAAGCGCGUGUAUGACCAAGUUGGUGCCCAGGAGUUUGAGGAGGUGACCUAUGAGAGCACGCUCAAGGCAUUGGCCGACGUGGAGGUGUCCUACACAGUGCAGAGGAACACCCUGGACUUCCCGCAGCACGUGUCCCCAUCCAAGGACAUCCGGACGGCCAGCACAGAGGCGGACAAGCAGCUGUCGGAGUUCGACGUGGAGAUGAGCAUGAGACAGGACGUGUACCAGAGGAUCGUCUGGCUGCAGGAGAAAGUGCAAAAGGAUACAUUGAGGCCCGAAGCCAUGCGGUACCUAGAGCGGCUCAUCAAGCUGGGCCGGAGGAACGGCCUCCACCUCCCCAAGGAAACACAGGAGAAAAUCAAGAACAUUAAGAAGAAGCUGAGCCUCCUGUGCAUCGACUUCAACAAGAACCUGAACGAGGACACCACCUUCCUGCCCUUCACGCGCGAGGAGCUGGGGGGGCUCCCCGACGACUUCCUGAACUCGCUGGAGAAGACGGAGGAUGGCAAGCUGAAAGUCACCCUCAAGUACCCGCACUACUUCCCCCUCCUGAAGAAGUGCCACGUGCCUGAGACCCGGAGGAAGAUGGAGGCGGCCUUCAACUGCCGCUGCAAGGAGGAGAACUGUGCCAUCCUGAAGGAGCUGGUGGCCCUGCGUGCCCAGAAGUCCAGCCUGCUGGGGUUCAGCACACAUGCUGACUACGUCCUGGAAAUGAACAUGGCCAGGAACAGCCAGUCAGUGGCCACCUUCCUAGAUGAGCUGGCCCGGAAACUGAAGCCCCUUGGGGAACAGGAGCGGGCAGUGAUCCUGGAGCUGAAGCAGGCUGAGUGUAAGAAGCGGGACCUGCCCUUCGACGGCUGCAUCAACGCGUGGGACAUGCGCUACUACAUGAACCAGGUGGAGGAGACGCGCUACCGCGUGGACCAGAACCUGCUCAAGGAGUACUUCCCCAUGCAGGUGGUCACCCAGGGGCUGCUGGCCAUCUACCAGGAGCUCCUGGGGCUCUCCUUCGCCCUGGAGGAGGGUGCCAGCGUGUGGCACGAGGACGUGCGGCUCUACUCCGUGCGGGACACGGCCUCAGGGGCGGUGAUCGGCAAGUUCUACCUGGACCUGUACCCCAGGGAAGGGAAGUACGGCCAUGCAGCCUGCUUCGGCCUGCAACCCGGCUGCCUGCGUCAAGAUGGCAGCCGCCAGAUCGCCAUCGCAGCCAUGGUGGCUAACUUCACCAAGCCCACGCCAGACGCCCCGUCCCUGCUACAGCACGACGAGGUGGAGACCUACUUCCAUGAGUUUGGUCACGUGAUGCACCAGCUGUGCUCGCAGGCGGAGUUUGCCAUGUUCAGUGGGACCCACGUGGAGCGGGAUUUUGUGGAGGCGCCAUCACAGAUGCUGGAGAACUGGGUGUGGGAGAAGGAGCCGCUGCUGCGCAUGUCCCAGCACUACCGCACUGGCGGCACCAUGCCCCAGGAGCUGCUGGACAAGCUCAUCAAGUCCCGGCAGGCCAACACCGGCCUCUUCAACCUGCGCCAGAUCGUCCUGGCCAAGGUGGACCAGGCCCUGCACACGCGGUCCGGAGUGGACCCGGCCGAGGAAUAUGCCCACCUCUGCCAGGAGAUCCUCGGGGUCCCAGCCACGCCAGGUACCAACAUGCCCGCCACAUUCGGCCACCUGGCGGGGGGCUACGACGCACAGUACUACGGCUACCUGUGGAGCGAGGUGUUCUCCAUGGACAUGUUCCACACGCGCUUCAAGCAGGAAGGCGUGCUCAACCCCAAGGUCGGCAUGGACUACCGGACCACCGUCCUGAAGCCCGGCGGCUCCGAGGAUGCCAGCGCCAUGCUGAAGCUCUUCCUGGGCCGAGAACCCAAGCAGGAUGCCUUCCUCCUGAGCAAGGGGCUGCAGGUGGAGGGCAGCGAGGAGGCCGCCUGCUGACAGCCCCGCCCCUGCCACACCUGCCGCCCGGUGCCUUAGCCCCAACUGGGACGGGGUCCCAGCUGCGAUCCUGGGGCCUGAUGGGCGGGGCAAGCCCCCAGCAACUCGUCAUCAUUGUCCAGGCGGCAGAUCCCCUGUGGGCAGGGGCCAGCCGGGUUGGCUGGGGGAGCCGCCCCAUAGGUGGGGUGUGGGCGAGCACCCCCGCCCAGCUGUCAGUUCCUACUGCGUGGUCCUGUGGGUCAGCCAUUAAACAC
Molecule: messenger RNA, 2452 nt
Organism: Dipodomys ordii (Ord's kangaroo rat)
Lineage: Eukaryota; Metazoa; Chordata; Mammalia; Rodentia; Heteromyidae
Gene: Thop1
Product: thimet oligopeptidase 1
Exons: 12
Coding region: 135-2198 (687 amino acids)
Biological process (GO): peptide metabolic process; proteolysis
Cellular component (GO): mitochondrial intermembrane space
Molecular function (GO): metalloendopeptidase activity
Source: RefSeq, a predicted model, not a curated record